AUUAUUAUUAUUAUCCUUUUUUUUCUUCAAUUUCUUCAUUUUUAUCUAUUUUCGUGUUGUGUUGAACAAGGACUUGUUCUGUUUCUUUCUUUCUACAAAUAUACACUCUCUUCAUUUUUCGUUCAUGUCUCUUCUUCUGCUAUUCCAAACUUAUUAUUCUUAACGUGCGCACUCUCGGCGCAGGUUAAUGGAGGCUCAUGUUGCUACUUCCAUUGUUUCCAAAGCGAAAACCGCUUUCCAUUCUGCUGCUGUCAAAGCUGAGAGGGUUCUCAUGGACUUCAAAUCCGAUCGAGAUUCUGAUAAGCAAUUGGGUGAUGAUUAUGGAAGGCAAAGACAUCAGGGAGAUGAAUUUCCUAGGAAUGAGAAUGAGUCAAAGUUUCUCAAUGAACUGAAGCAUAUAAAGUGGAGACCUCGACAUAUAGGAAUAAAACAGGAUUGGAAAGAUCGAAUUAACAACAUACGGAAAGGAAGAAGAGAAACUGAAGAUACGGGUAAAGUUGGAGAUGGAAGCAUGGCUGCUAUUCCAAUUUAUGAUGAAAAUUUAUGCAUCGGUCAUGUGAAAAAUGAUCUUGAUGCCAAGGCUCCAGAAGCUAUUCCCUCGGUUGAAGGCUUGACUUCUGCGGCUAAAACGCCGAUUCCUCCAUCUUAUGUCCUGAAGCAAUUGGCUAUAGCUGUUGAGGCUGGAAGGAAAACAAAUUCAAUGAAAGAUUUUGUUGCUUCAUCAAGAGGUUCUUCACCUUCCACUGAAAGGACAGGCUUAAGUCUCUCUGCAGUGAAGGCUUUAGUGUUACGCGAGAAGGAGGAUAAACUUACUUCUGAAUUUAGUAGCAAUGAGAAAGUUUUGUAUUUGAUUAGUUCUCUUUUUGAUCCAGAUGGAGAGUUCCUUAGAAGGAAGAUCAACUCCAAUCCAGAGGAAAUUGACAUAACAUCUUUCAUAAGAGAUAUUCACGGUGCUCCUCUUGAAAGCCUUGUUGUUAAGCUAGCUGAAGUAAUCGGAAACUUCAAGACCCUUCGAGAAAUGGCAUUUUUUUGGUGCAGGGUUGUUGCUGAACUGAGAAAACUUUGGUCUGAAGAAAAAUAUUUACCUGGAGUUCCCUCAGAUGACAUUCCAGAUCUUAAGUCAUGUCUUCUCUAUCAACAUUUUCAAGUAAUUAAUUGUUGCAUCUCUCGGAAAAGGCGCCAUAUCAUUGCCACUGAAUCUCUGGACUCUAUGAUGAUGAUGGAAGCAAAUUCAAAUACAUUAUUUGAAUCAACAAACUGUAGUGACGGAACUUCUGCAAGUGCUUUAUUAUAUGCUCGAUUAAUUACAGGAGAGCUUGUUCUUCGACUUGGUGCUCAUUGCCCAUCUGGAAAUAUGAUGUUGGAAACCGGGGAGCCUGCAUACUCUCCUAUCACACAGGAAGGACCGUUGCUUACAGAAGAUCUGAUCAAAGAGACAGAGGAGUUUGUACUGCGGACAGGGAGUGUUGGUGCUGGUUGCUCUCAACUCCUGUCUGAUAUGCAGGCUUUCAAGGCUGCAAAUCCUGGUUGUAUUUUGGAAGACUUCGUGAGAUGGUACUCUCCUCCAGAUUGGACCGAAAGUGAGUCAAGUACUGACGAUAGUUGUUCUUCUGAUGGUAGUUGCGAGUCAUUUUCUACCAGAGGUCAUCUAAGUCAAAGGAUGCGAAAAGAAGGUAAUUUGUGGCGUGAAUUGUGGGAAACAUCUAAGCCAGUACCUGCUGUGAAACAGGCACCUCUCUUUGAUGAGGAUUUAGCAGUGGAGGGCAUCCUUGAUGCAUUUGAGGAUAUCCAGCCAGUGGAGCUUUUUGGACAGCUGUUUGUUUCACUUCUUGGUUUAGGAUUUAUAAUUGCCGAACCUUUGCUGUCUGGUAACGAUGACUUCGCAAAGUUGUUCAAUGACUUCAAGGAGUAUGUAGUUACAACUUGUGAAGGCAUCAAAUUCAUUGAGAAAGUUGAUGAACUUGUUCAGGUAUAUGAAACCGUGGAGACAAUGUUGCUGAAUCCAGACGAGGCACUGAGGAUGAUGAAGCACACAAAAGAAUCAACUGUAACCACCAAUGAAACAAAGAGCCGGUUCAAGCGAAUUAGCCAUAUCUUUGGUGACAAAGAUAAACUGUUGCCAAGGUCUGGGGGGAAAGAUCAGACCAACGAUGAAGAAAAGGCGAUUCGACAAUCUUUUUCAAGUUUCUUCGAUGGCAAGUCAUCUUUAUUCUCAAAGAAGCCUCCCAAAGCAGGAAACAUAUUACCCGCUGAGACACAUCAAUCUCUGGAAAAUGAUUGGACAAUAAUUUAAACAAAGCUUGGCCAGAUAACUGUAAAUUUAUUUAUUCUUUUUCCAAAUAUUAAUUAGUGAAUAGAAAUUUUUGUAUGAGUUUAAGGACUAUACACUAACACAUAACACAUAGUACAAAAAUGUUUUAGGCGGUCAUUCAAUUAAAUUAAACAAAUAUUUAUAUGGUGAGAUAUGCAAAGAUGACUAUGUAAAACUUUUUUUAUAGGUAUAGUCCUUAACUCUUAAUAUUAUGAAGUA
Cicer arietinum (chickpea) is the source of this 2530-nucleotide messenger RNA. RefSeq lists its product as uncharacterized. The record is from RefSeq and is a predicted model, not a curated record. Gene Ontology annotation, biological process: positive regulation of GTPase activity. NCBI's taxonomy places the organism in Eukaryota, Viridiplantae, Streptophyta, Magnoliopsida, Fabales, Fabaceae. Gene Ontology annotation, molecular function: GTPase activator activity.